Gekko japonicus is the source of this 1674-nucleotide messenger RNA. It is a transcript of the gene CCNP, whose product is annotated as cyclin N-terminal domain containing 2. The record is from RefSeq and is a predicted model, not a curated record. NCBI's taxonomy places the organism in Eukaryota, Metazoa, Chordata, Lepidosauria, Squamata, Gekkonidae. Gene Ontology annotation, molecular function: cyclin-dependent protein serine/threonine kinase regulator activity. Gene Ontology annotation, cellular component: nucleus; cytoplasm; cyclin-dependent protein kinase holoenzyme complex. Gene Ontology annotation, biological process: mitotic cell cycle phase transition; regulation of cyclin-dependent protein serine/threonine kinase activity. The coding region runs from base 1 to 1308 and encodes 435 amino acids. The transcript has 8 exons.
AUGGCUCCCUCGGCCCGAGCGACGCCCCGGUUGUGGCACAGGGGGCCGCUUGAGGCACAGCCAGCCUGGCUUCUGACCGCAGGGGAGCGGACGACCCUGCCGGGCAUUUCCCUGCCGGGCAGAGGAUGGAGUGGGCCCAGCUGGGGGCGGGGGAGCCCCGCUGUCGUCCACGCGGACGAGGACCGGAUGGGGCCGCCACGAAGCCUCCCUCCCCUCCUCCUGUCCCUGCCGCCUGUGAAGGGCCGGGGGAGCCAGGGAGGGGACGGAGCGCCGGAGGAGAAGCCGGGAGCUGCCUGCCCCGGGGACGCUGCUGCCGCCGAGGCUCCUCCGCAGAGAGCCCGUCCUGCUGGGCCUCCGUCACGGAAAGCGGAGGAGCGGAGCCGCGAGAGUGGCCGACCCACCCACCGACCCGCCGCCCUCUUCUCUCCCGCCCCUUCAGGGGUCCCCCUCUCUGCGUCCCUGGGCCAGGAGCUCUCCCAAGCCAUGCGGCGGAUGGACAUGGGGGUGGAGCAGGAGUACGCCGGGGACAUCUUCCAGAGCCUGAUGGAGCAGCCUCGGUACACCUUCCGAGCAUCGGACAUGCCCCGUGCCGUGACUGCCGAGAGGCGGGCGCUCGUUGUCGACUGGCUGGUGCAGGUGCAUGAGUACCUGAAGCUGGCCGACGACACGCUCUACUUGGCCGUGUACCUCAUGAACGCCUACCUGAAGAUGAGCAAGGUGCGGGUGGCCGCGCUCCAGCUCCUGAGCGUCGCCUGCCUCUUCCUGGCCUGCAAGGUCGAGGAGAGCACCUGCCCCCAGCCCAGCCAGCUGUGCCUCAUGACGGAGGACACGGUCACCCCGAAGGAGCUCUUCUGCAUGGAGCGCAGGAUCUUGACCCGCCUCCGGUUCGAGCUGCACUACGCCAACCCGGUGUCCCUGCUGCACCUGCUGGCAGAGGUGGGCCGUGCCAGCCUGGAGGUCCGGCACAUGGCCAUGUACUUCAUGGAGCUUUCCCUGAUGGAGGCAGACGCUGUGGGUGUUGAGCCGGCUCUGCUGGCCGUCGCUGCCCUAUGCCUGGCGCAGCGGGUCCUGGGUGAGGGGGGCUCACGGUCGCUCCAGGGGGAUCCCCCCAAACUCCACAUGUACAGUGCGUCAGAACUGUCUGCCGUGUAUACGUCUAUGGCCCGGGCCGCCACACAGAGCUCCGGCUCCCCUCUCCGCGCCACCUUCUGGAAGUACUCCAGGCCCCAGAAGCUCUGCACCAGCACCAGUUCUGCCCUCACUGACUCCGCCUACUUGAGACGCUUCCAGGGAAGCCCCACCCCAUGAACCAGAAUUGCCCGGGGGGGGGGCCUUCAUGGCAGGAUGGGAGGAUCUUCCUGCGGAGAACGCUUCACGCGCACUUGUCGGACAGGAGAAGGCUCAAGGCGUCGGAGCCCCCAAGGGAGCGUGGAGGGCUGAGGACCCCCAGAACAAUCCUCCUCGGCCUUCCAGCAGAUGUCUAGGGGGGUGGGGUGCUGAAUAUCUUCCUGGCCUGGGGGAGGAGAGCUGCCGCUCCUCCUUGCUGCCGUUUCCGUCUGCCUCCUCUCCACAGUCCUCUUGCCUUGGAGGUUCUCCCAACGGGGCUGGUGUCUUGAAUUUCUACAGAUCCACUUUAAAUUAAGAGAGCGGGGACUCCAGAAGUUUCCAAUAAAG